This is a messenger RNA of Gallus gallus (chicken), 664 nucleotides long. It is a transcript of the gene HSPE1, whose product is annotated as heat shock protein family E (Hsp10) member 1. NCBI's taxonomy places the organism in Eukaryota, Metazoa, Chordata, Aves, Galliformes, Phasianidae. Gene Ontology annotation, molecular function: metal ion binding; ATP binding; protein folding chaperone. The transcript has 4 exons. Gene Ontology annotation, cellular component: mitochondrial matrix. The record is from RefSeq and is marked validated. Bases 48 to 356 code for a protein of 102 amino acids.
GUGCGAGCAGCGGCGCGGUCACUCGGUACGGGAGUGCAGCAGCCGCCAUGGCAGGAAAAGCAUUUAGGAAAUUCCUUCCCCUGUUUGAUCGUGUUCUGGUUGAACGAUGCGCAGCAGAGACCGUAACCAAAGGAGGCAUCAUGAUUCCAGAAAAAGCUCAAGGGAAAGUGCUGCAAGCAACAGUGGUAGCAGUUGGAUCGGGAGCCAGAGGGAAGGAUGGUGAGAUUCAUCCAGUGAGUGUAAAAGUUGGUGAAAAGGUUUUGCUACCAGAAUAUGGUGGUACCAAAAUUGUACUAGAAGAUAAGGACUACUACUUGUUUAGAGACGGUGACAUUCUUGGGAAAUACCUGGACUGAAGUUGUUGCAGUAUCAGUCAUCCAUUCCACUAAAAUUCUGAAAUGCUUUCUUUCAUCAUGUAAAUAAUGUCCUUUAUUUUAUAAUAAGCAGGCAUUGAGUCUCCAAAAUAACUUGUGAUCUCACUGUAAUGAUGGAACAGAAAUAAAAGUAUGUACAGUCAGAAAUUGGUUGCUCUUGCUUGAGUUCCACUAACAGUGAAAUGCAGAUGACCACCAUCCAGCCUUAAUUAUUCCAAACAACAUCAUUUUUAUAUCCUUAUCUGUGUACUGAAAUUGUAAAGGCCUUUACAAUAAAUUUCUAAAACUGU